Molecule: messenger RNA, 4578 nt
Organism: Colletotrichum paranaense
Lineage: Eukaryota; Fungi; Ascomycota; Sordariomycetes; Glomerellales; Glomerellaceae
Product: lysophospholipase NTE1
Exons: 3
Coding region: 1-4578 (1525 amino acids)
Biological process (GO): lipid metabolic process
Cellular component (GO): endoplasmic reticulum
Molecular function (GO): phosphatidylcholine lysophospholipase A1 activity
Source: RefSeq, a predicted model, not a curated record
AUGUCGUCGUCCGACAUUUCGAGUGCCACCCACGCGGUAUCAGAGAGCUUGUUGGCCACAAUGAAAGCUUCUCCCGAGGCCCUGCCGUCCGCGUUUACGCGUGCGCAGGAGGUCGUCGCAGCUCAGGGAUCGUCCAGCUGGCUGGGGCUUUUUGGCCGGUUGAUCCUCGCCAUUCUGUCCUUGAUCUCUUCGAUCCUGUAUUGGGCGAUUCGAAUCGUUACCAUUACAAUUCCUACCGUCCUCUUCACCUUGUUCUCGACAAGCUGGACUGUGACGAUGAACGCCACUACUCUCAUGGUAAUCAUGGUUGCCAUCAUAUCCGCCGUCAGUUGGGUGGUGCGAUAUCGCAUCCUCAACAUGUACUCUCGACUUCCUCCGGAGCCGCAGAGGAAAGAGCCUGACGUCGACUUGUUCCCCGAAUCCCACGAUGAGGGCAAGAAAUCAGGCCUUUCGAGCUAUUUGGACGAGUUCCUCAGUGCCAUCAGAAUCUUUGGCUACCUUGAGCGGCAGGUCUUUCACGAGUUGACCCGGAGCAUGCAGACUCGCAAGCUUAUCGCUGGCGAGACCUUCAACCUGGAAGAGGAGAAGGGAUUCUGUAUCGUCGUCGACGGUCUUGUGGAAAUCUUUGUCAAAUCUGGCCGAAAUGCUAGAGCCAUGGAUCCGGACCCUUGCGACAGCUUCGGGGGAGAUUCUGCCUAUCCUGGAGAAGACGACGACAUGUCAUCAGCCCCACAACAGAGAUACCAACUGCUUACGGAGGUUCGCAAUGGAGCUCCCAUGUCGUCCCUCUUCUCCAUCAUGUCACUGUUCACGGAAGACGUCAAGCUUCGUUCGACAGAUGACGACACCCCGGAACCCACCUCAGGCAGUGGUGGACUAAGAACCUCACCAUUCCCGCGCACCGCAGGCUUCCGCCGCAUGCCAUCAGACCCUGCCAGUCCGUUCCCAGCAACUCCCGAGUUUCCAGAGACCUCGGAGGAAAGGACUGGGGUAAGGAUUGAGGAGCCUCCAAAGCGGGCCACUACACCCAACUUGCCUGGCAGCGCAAGAAUUCCACCUAUUUCGCUUGACAGCAGCGGCAGUGUCCCCAGCAGUGCUCGCCAGCCGAAGCGCCCUCCUCUUCAGAGUCGGGCAACUUCUGGCUCAGCGCACCCAGAUAUCAUUGCAAGGGCGACGGUAGACACGACUAUCGCCAUCAUCCCAGCAAGCGCAUUUCGCCGGCUCACCAAGGUCUACCCCAAGGCCACUUCCCACAUUGUUCAAGUCAUUCUCUCCCGUUUCCAGAGAGUUACAUUGGCGACGGCCUACAAUUACCUGGGACUCACUGGUGAAGUCCUGCAAACGGAGAAGAACAUGCUUUCUUUCACCUCAUGUCAGUUGCCCAACAUGCUUAGGGGCGAUGCCUUGCAGCGUCUGAAGGAGAAGUUUGAUCGGGAGCGAGAGAGAGUGGGCGGCGAAUCGGAGAGCAAAGGCAUAGCACUGCACAACGCAAACGCGCAUCGUCGGCGGAAGUCAACCUCGACUCUUCGCAAGGAUGCAAUGAUGCAUUCCAUGACCACCAAGGAGAGGUCAUUUUCUCAGGUCGCUACUACCAUCGGACCGCCAAGGGAGAGAGCUUCCACUCAGACCAGUCCUGGUGAUCUUUUGGCCAACAUCCAGUCAGCACGGCAUAUUGGCCACCGACCAUCUGGUUCGGCUAGUGUUCACCUCGAACAAGUCGCUGACGCUCUCCGUCACGAGGGUACAAGCCCGCUUGCCCAGCGAGCAUUCAACCCGUUCACAACUCAAAGGCAAUCUCGAGGCUCGAUCGACGGCCGAGAGUCCCUGGAUGAAGACAACCUCUUCCGUCAGUCCAUCCUUGAAUGUAUGUUCAAAGCGAUCGGUCUGAGCAGCAACGGAAGCGUCUCCCGUGAGGCUGAGUCUGUCGAAGGAUCCCCACGGCUCUUCUCUUACGACCAGAGGCGAUCAAGACCUGGACUGGGCAACAAUGCAUUCGGUCUAAUGGGCCCUUUCGAUGCCUCUGGUGAUGGAGACACGGAAUCCAUGACAUCUGGAGGCUUUACACUGAACACGCCACCCAAUGCGCAUAUCCUGGCAAGCGAUAUGAAGGAUGAUGUGGAGAUUGUCUUCUUCCCCAAAGGUUCCGUUUUGGUUGAGCAAGGCGAGCGCAAUCCUGGCCUCUACUACGUUGUUGAUGGCUUCCUCGACAUUUGCACGUCGAAGGAGGACACCUCAGCAGACAUUUUGCAGUCCUCAAGUAGAACGACUCUGCACACCGACCAUAUGGGUAUGGAUGGGUCUCCUGCGUAUCCGCCUGAUCAUAUGGACGCGAAGAAGAAGCAGCCCUAUCGUCGCAGUGUGUCACUCAUUAAGCCAGGUGGCCUUGCUGGAUACGUAGGCACAGUGUCGUCGUACCGAUCUUUUAUCGACGUCGUGGCCAAGACGGACGUCUAUGUCGGCUUUCUGCCGCGUUCCGCUCUCGAGAGGAUCGUCGACCGUUAUCCCAUUGUCCUGCUUACAAUGGCUAAGCGACUGACGAGCUUGCUCCCGCGUCUAAUUAUGCACAUCGACUUUGCCCUUGACUGGGAGCAGGUUGAUGCUGGUCAAGUGCUUUUCCAUGAGGGCGAGGAGAGCGAGGCAAUUCACAUUGUUCUCAAUGGCCGACUUCGUCUCGUGCAGGACAGGAAAGAUGGCGGUGUCAGUGUGCGAGCCGAGUUCGGUCAAGGCGAGAGUGUGGGUGAACUCGAAGUCUUGACGGAGUCUGUCAGACCAGGCACGCUCCAUGCCAUCCGUCAGACUGAGCUGGUCAAGUUCCCACGCACACUCUUCAACAGUCUUGCCCAGGAGCACCCGAACAUCACGAUCAAGAUUUCCAAGAUCAUUGCGUCGCGGAUGAGGAACCUUGUCGAUGACCCCUCACAGCUUCUCUCCAAGGAGGCAGGCAAUGCCAACACAAUCACCAAAGGCUCUUCGUCACUCAACCUAAGGACCGUCGCGAUAUUGCCCGUGACUUCUGGUGUUCCUGUGGUUGAGUUUGGUAAUCGGUUGAUGAACGCCUUGUCUCAAGUUGGCCCUGCAAACGGUGCCACCUCCCUCAACCAAUCUGCCAUUCUCAACCAUCUCGGCAAGCAUGCUUUCAACAAGAUGGGCAAGCUGAAGCUCUCCCAAUACUUGGCUGAUCUCGAGGAAAAGUACGGCCUCGUCGUAUACGUCGCAGACACCAACGUCAAUUCUCCGUGGACUCAGACGUGCAUCACUCAGGCGGAUUGCAUCCUUCUUGUUGGUCUUGCUGAAGGAUCUCCGGAGAUUGGAGAGUAUGAGCGAUUCAUGUUGGGCAUGAAGUCGACUGCGAGAAAGCUUCUUGUUCUUCUCCAUUCUGAGAGGUACUCCCAGUCGGGUUUGACUCGAGCCUGGCUGAGGAAUCGGAUGUGGAUCAAUGGUGGACACUACCACGUCCAAAUGGCUCUCGGGGCAAACAUCAUGCCUGCGCAUCCGCCCUCAAAGCGAACGAGCACUUUGAAGGAACGGGUUCAGAUUAUCCAGGCGGAGAUUCAAAAGUACACUUCGAGGAAGGUUCGGCACAGUCCAUUCUACUCUCCAGAUGCACCCUACAAGGGCGACUUCCAUCGUCUGGCGAGACGUCUCUGCGGCAAAUCUGUUGGCCUCGUCCUAGGUGGUGGCGGCGCAAGAGGCAUCACCCAAAUCGGCAUCAUUCAGGCCAUGGAAGAGUCUGGCAUCCCCAUCGACGUUGUUGGCGGGACCUCAAUCGGCGCGUUCAUCGGCGCUCUAUAUGCCCGCCAUGCCGAUGUUGUUCCCAUCUUCGGCCUCGCCAAGAAAUUUUCUGGCCGCAUGGCCAGCAUGUGGCGUUUCGCUCUCGAUCUCACAUACCCGACUGCCUCUUACACCACGGGCCACGAGUUCAAUCGGGGUAUCUUCAAGACGUUUGGCAAGACUCAAAUUGAAGACUUUUGGCUCGAGUACUAUUGCAACACGACAAACAUCAGCAAGAGCCGAAUCGAAUACCACACCAGUGGCUAUGCGUGGAGAUACAUCAGAGCUUCCAUGUCACUGGCUGGCUUGCUUCCACCGCUCUGCGAUGAGGGCAGCAUGCUGUUAGAUGGUGGCUACAUUGAUAAUCUGACUGUCUCUCACAUGAAGAGGUUGGGUGUGGACACCAUCUUUUCAGUUGACGUUGGGUCACUGGACGACGAUACUCCACAGGCGUAUGGUGAUUCGCUGUCGGGAGUGUGGGCAUUCUGGAAUAGGUGGAAUCCGUUCUCGGGCACAGCCAACCCGCCGACGUUGGCCGAGAUUCAGGCUAGACUGGCUUACGUGUCUAGUGUCGAUGCUUUGGAACGGGCGAAGACGAUGCCAGGCUGCUUUUACAUGCGGCCUCCGAUUGAUGACUAUGGCACGCUCGACUUUGGCAAGUUUGACGAGCUCUACCAGAUGGGAUACAAGUAUGGACAGGAGUAUUUGCAGAAGCUUAGAAACGACGGGUCGUUGCCGUUCAUGGAAGAAACGGAAGCAAAGAAGGCGAUGCGGCGGACCAUGGCACCCAGGAGAGCCAGCAUCUAG